CAUCGAAAUCGACGGUCGCAUUCAGAGCAUCACGAAGACGUCUACUCGGCGGAUCUGCCUCCGAUGGACGAGAAGGAGAUGGCUCUGUAUAAAUUGUACCGACCCGAGCGGUUGACGCCUAAGGAACGCUCAACCGAGCUGAUGAAGAUGCCGAGACUGAAUAAGGGCAUGGCAUUCAGUCUGUAUGAACGGCAGUAUCUCGGUCUGCAUGGUCUAUUACCACCGGCGUUCAUGACCCAGGAACAACAGGCCUACCGAGUGAUCACUAAACUGAGAGAACAACCCAAUGAUUUGGCUAGAUACAUACAGCUCGACGGUCUUCAGGCACUAUUUUUUGUUGACCGUAAUGAGAAACUCUUCUAUCGUGUGCUGUGUGACCACGUCAAGGAGUUGAUGCCGAUUGUGUACACGCCGACGGUUGGCUUGGCAUGUCAAAAUUUCGGUUAUAUCUAUCGAAAACCGAAGUGA
Messenger RNA from Anisakis simplex (herring worm), 468 nucleotides. NCBI's taxonomy places the organism in Eukaryota, Metazoa, Nematoda, Chromadorea, Rhabditida, Anisakidae. The record is from the annotation of a GenBank genome assembly.